CACCAUCCACCCGAGUAGAUAAUAUAUUGAUAAAACGAACUGAUCCACACUCCAUACCAGCUGGUGGCGAUAAUUCACCAAAUCUUUGUUUGCCAACCUAUAUAACAUCUAAAAGAGGGAGAAGUGUAUCCACCGGAGGAGUAAAACAGGCAUGGCCAGGAACAUGAGCACCAGCUUUGUCCCUAUAACUAGUUCCUUGUCUCAAUUGCAGUCUCUGAAUGGGCUCUUUGCCAUUUAUAAAAAACAAGGGCCUACGUCUGCAGACUUGUUGAAUACGUUCAAAGACGCUCUGCUCAAAGAAGCCGGUGUACAAAACCCAAACUCGCGUAAAAGAAAGAAGCAGAGCCUGAAGAUGGGGCACGGAGGGACUUUGGACAGUGCUGCCAGUGGAGUGUUAGUUGUAGGUGUUGGAUAUGGCACGAAAAAGCUCAGUACCAUGUUAGCUGGUUCAAAGAAAUAUGUUGCUGUGGGGGAGCUGGGAAAAGCAACAGACACUCUUGAUGCUACUGGUAAAGUGAUUCUAGAGAAAGACUUUGAACACAUAACCAGGCAAGAUUUUGAGGAGAAGCUGAAAUCCUUCACUGGUGACAUCAUGCAAGUUCCUCCACUCUACUCUGCUCUGAAGAAGGAUGGCCAGCGUCUGUCUGUCCUGCUGAAAAAAGGUCAGAAGGUUGAGGCCAAACCUGCCAGACCAGUCACUGUGUACAACCUGACUCUGCAGGAGUUCAAGCCUCCUCUCUUCACUCUAGAUGUUGAGUGUGGUGGUGGAUUUUAUGUCAGAAGCUUGGUGGAUGACCUGGGGAAAGCUCUGUCAUCCUGUGCUCAUGUGAAGAAUCUGGUGCGCACCAAGCAAGGUCAGUUCACCCUGGAGGAGCAUGCCUUACACGAGGAGCAGUGGACACUGGAGCAUGUCCUGCACUCUCUGCAGCCCUGUACACAGUUGGAGCAGGGUACUAAACCAUCAGAGGAACACAAUGUGAACAGGACCUAGGCUAACAAUACGACAUGACUCACUUGUUUGGCUUUUCGAUGAAUAAAACAGUUGAUCCCAG
Molecule: messenger RNA, 1052 nt
Organism: Paralichthys olivaceus (Japanese flounder)
Lineage: Eukaryota; Metazoa; Chordata; Actinopteri; Pleuronectiformes; Paralichthyidae
Gene: trub1
Product: TruB pseudouridine (psi) synthase family member 1
Biological process (GO): tRNA modification; mRNA pseudouridine synthesis
Cellular component (GO): mitochondrion
Molecular function (GO): RNA binding; pseudouridine synthase activity
Source: RefSeq, a predicted model, not a curated record